AUGCGCGCGCACAAUCUUGCCCUUCCCCGCCCCCUGUUCUAGGGCGGUAGGGUGCCUGCACGGAAGGCUGCGGCGCGAGGCUCCGUGGCUGCCGGCUUUGGGCUUUGCUGCCCCGUGCGGUUGCGUCGGCGCUGAGAGGCCGGCGCGCGACAGGUUUAAAUAAAGUCAAAUCAAUUUUCCCUAGAGAAGAUAUCCUGUCUCUUUUUAAAGAUAUUAUCUGCACAGGAUUCUGACUUGUGGGUCUGGUGCUUCCUGUGUGAUGGUAUCUUCAAAGGAACAGAAUUACUGGAAGAUGGCGAUUCUACUUGACUUUGGACGUUUGGCCUGAGUUCUGAGAGAGCUGGAUUUUUCUUGUUUUUUUUUUUUAAUGGGUAGUGUUUGAAUAUUCAUGCUGUGAAAGAAGAAAACAUCCAAUGGCUUCAGAAUCUAUGACCCCAGAGUCAGCAAAACACUAUCAGAUAAAAGGGAAAAGGCGGCAGCAACAGCAGCAGCAAGAUAGAUCUCUGAACAGUGAUGGUGAAGAAGUCUUCGUAUUUGAAGCAAAUGAAGCUUGGAAGGAUUUUCAUAGCUCUCUUCUUCACUUCUAUGAAGCUGGGGAACUCUGUGAUGUUACAUUGAAGGUUGGUUCAAAGCUAAUCUCUUGCCACAAGUUGGUUCUGGCUUGUGUUAUCCCUUACUUCAGAGCUAUGUUUCUCUCUGAAAUGGCUGAGGCAAAACAGACAUUGAUUGAGAUCAGGGACUUCGAUGGAGAUGCAAUAGAAGAUUUGGUGAAGUUCGUCUAUUCCUCCCGGCUUACAUUGACUGUCGAUAAUGUCCAGCCUCUCUUAUAUGCAGCCUGCAUUCUUCAGGUGGAGCUAGUAGCAAAAGCUUGCUGUGAAUAUAUGAAACUACACUUUCAUCCCUCAAACUGCCUGGCAGUGAGGGCCUUUGCAGAAAGUCACAACCGUAUUGACUUGAUGGACAUGGCUGACCGAUAUGCUUGUGAACAUUUUACUGAAGUGGUGGAAUGUGAGGACUUUGUGAGUAUGUCACCUCAGCACCUCCAUAAACUCUUAUCUUCCAGUGAUCUGAACAUAGAGAAUGAGAAGCAGGUUUAUAGUGCUGCUAUCAAGUGGCUUCUUGCUAAUCCACAGCAUCAUACUUCAUGGUUGGAUGAAAUACUUGCUCAGGUACGGCUGCCUUUGUUGCCCAUUUGUUUCCUUAUGGGCGUUGUGGCAAAAGAAGAGAUCAUCAAGCAGAAUCUAAAAUGUAGAGAUUUACUGGAUGAAGCAAGAAACUACCACCUUCACCUGAGCAGCAGCGCAGUGCCAGACUUCGAGUAUUCCAUCCGCACAACACCAAGGAAUGAGACUGCUGGUGUGCUAUUUUGUGUUGGUGGUCGAGGUGGAUCAGGUGACCCAUUUCGCAGCAUUGAAUGCUACUCUAUAAACAAAAACAACUGGUUCUUUGGUCCUGAAAUGAACAGCAGGAGAAGACACGUGGGUGUAAUCUCUGUGGGAGGUAAAGUCUAUGCAGUAGGUGGGCAUGAUGGAAAUGAACAUUUAGGCAGCAUGGAAAUGUUUGAUCCUGUCACUAAUAAGUGGAUGAUGAAAGCAUCAAUGAACACCAAGAGGAGAGGAAUUGCUCUAGCCUCCGUUGGUGGACCCAUUUAUGCCAUAGGAGGGUUAGAUGACAACACUUGCUUCAGUGAUGUGGAGAGAUAUGACAUUGAAUCUGAUCGAUGGAGUGGAGUAGCGUCAAUGAAUACUCCCAGAGGAGGAGUUGGCUCAGUAGCCCUUGUGAACUAUGUGUAUGCUGUUGGUGGAAAUGACGGUGUAGCCUCUCUCUCCAGUGUAGAGAGAUAUGACCCCCAUCUGGAUAAGUGGAUAGAAAUGAAAGAGAUGGGUCAACGAAGAGCAGGCAAUGGGGUUAGUGAACUCCAUGGCUGCUUAUACGUUGUAGGUGGCUUUGAUGACAACUCUCCAUUGAGCUCUGUUGAAAGGUUUGAUCCUCGCAAUAACAAGUGGGAGUAUGUAGCAGAACUUACAACCCCCAGGGGUGGAGUUGGCAUAGCAACGUUAAUGGGUAAAAUUUUCGCAGUGGGUGGUCAUAAUGGCAAUGCAUACCUGAACACAGUGGAAGCCUUUGAUCCAGUUAUGAACAGGUGGGAGCUUGUUGGAUCCGUUUCUCACUGCAGAGCUGGAGCAGGAGUAGCUGUGUGCUCUUGUCUUAGUAGUGAGAUCCGGGAUGUUGGUCAGGGAUCCAACAAUGUGGCUGAUUGUAUGUGAAUUCAGAGUCAAGCCUCGAGCAACUCUUCAGAAUUUCAGAAGAUCCUGAUAACUCGAGGACGGAGGAACAUGACCACACCAGUGUUGUUCUGGGGUUUUUAAUUAUUAUCCUAUGCUGUAGAUAAAUACUGAAUGACAUUUGUGUGAUAACUAUCAAAAGCUGAGUUCUAAUAUUCAAGUUUUCUGAAGCUUAUCUGAUUUAGAAAAGUCUGGAUAAACAUGAAAUAAGGACCCUGGUUUUUAUUUAAAAGCAGAUAUCCCCAUAACUUUCUAUUUGAGGGGCAUUAUUCUGGAGCAUUCAUAAUUAAAUAAAAUAUAUAUAGGCUGUGGUUAAAGAGUUGCACUUUGAAUUGUUGAGCCUUAAACUACUUCCCCCCCCACUCACCCCCCCAAAAAAACUUUGAUUCUGGGAUACAUGCUAGAGUGUUUUUAAUAUGUACAUUCUGAUAAAAUACAAGAGAGCCUUAAAAAAAGCCCAGUUCUGUAGCACUUUAGACAGGAAUAAAGCAUCUCAGCCCUUUGGAGGUUAAUUUCCCUGUUGUAUACCUGAGGAAACUCGUUCAUUACCUGACUGUCAGGGGGCUGAAAAGCAGGUGCUGAGCAUCUCUGAAAAUCAAAUUAGUUGCUCUUGUUACAGAGCUAAGAAUAAAAUCCAGAGAUCUGGCCUGCUUAUGUGGGAUUCAGCCACUGGAACACAUUUUCUUUCUUAUGCCUCCAAGGAAACCUAUAUUAAGAACCACCUGCAAUAGGAAACUCCUUAAGAGUGAAAGCACAUGUGAGGCUUCCUGUAUAAUUGUCUUAUUUUAAUAGAAAUGGUUUGUUUAGACAGGCAGAGUUUACUGGUCCUUUAUUACAAAUUACUGUAUUCCGAGAAACAGGAAUGCACAAUGGGGAAGAAGUUACAAUAUAAAAAACCCCACCCUUUUUCUAAAUAAUUUUCAGUGGCUUACAUGUUCAGUUUUAGUAAUCCAGUGCCAUGGUGUGAGGUUAGCACCACUUUCAGGAAGAGUAGAGAUGUGAUGGUUUCAGACACAAACAGGCUUAAUUAUCUUGUGGAUAUUCUAGUCUGAGACCCAGAAUGAAACACAUCUUCAAAUGAAGAAUUGCAGCUGUUGGAGUCUAAAGUCUCUUUAAACAAAAGGAAGUUAGUAGCAGCACAAAUGAGAUACAUCAAGGGAUUAACCGUCUUUCCUGUUUGUCAGAUGCAGUGAUAAAUUCAAAAAUAGACCUAAACUGUGCUGUCAUUAGACUAUUGCCCCACUGAAAUACCAGGAACCUAUAUUUAAGCCCUUAAUUAGCUGUAUUUAGUGUAUAAUUGUAUAUAAAUAUUUAUUUAAAAUUUGUUUGUAACUUUAAAUGUGUUUGGGAACCUCUUUCAGGCUUUUCAAGGUUAUUACCUCAACCAUUAUUUAUAACAUGGUUCCUGUUGGUAAAACUGAGACGUUCAUAGGAACCUUUUACAUCUUGUGUAGGGGCUUGCCUUUGUCUUAGUAGCACGAAGUGGUACGCUCCUGUUCAAACUGACUUCAUUUUGUUGACUGAUUUGCAGUUAAGGUUUAAACAACUGCCUUUAAAUUCAACUUUAUUUUUAUUAUGUAUUUUUGGUAAGUCUGACCUUUUGAUUUAACUUGACAGGACAGAAUUAUUAAAACUUGAAUUGCCUCAGUCUUAAUGUUUAACAAUUUUAAAGAGUGUUCUUCCCUUGGGAGUUAACCUAGCUUCAUUUUGGUGUGUAGCUUAAUCUAUUGGAAUUGUAUUUUUGAUUAUCCAGUGCUGACCAUGUAGUGGCCACCUCAAAUAUUCAUCACUUAUUUCCUCUUGGUUGAUAUUCUACAUCAAAUUAAAAUACUGAUGAGGGAGGAAUAGGGAUACUCUUAGAAUUUCUUAGAGGGCAAGAUAACCUCAGUUGACUUGGCAGAAAACCAAACCAGCAGUGAAGGGAAGAAAUGGAAAAAAAAAUACAAUGCUGCAUUGUAGAAAGACAACUUUGAUAUACGUGUGGAGAGCCUAAAAUUCAAGAGCAGCUUCAGCAAAAGAGGUUUUCACAAUCCUGAAUUUUCUUGACAAGAGCAACAGUUAAUUUAGGAAAACUGUAUAGUGUUAGAUAUUGAAACACCUAUAGACAGUAUGACGGGUGUGGGGUUGGAGCAAAGUAUGGGAAUGAAAAUCCUAUAUUUCUUAAAGAAAUAUUUAUGUGGGUUAUUCUGUAUAUUCAAUACCAUACUAGGGAAGCUUCAGCUUUAUCAGCGAUCCCAAAGCACAUAAAUCACUGCUUUAGUAUUGCACUGCCAUGUUUUAAAACUGUUUUGUAUUUCCAAUUGAUUGUAGGCUGGAUAGUCAGUGGACAAAAUGCAUAAUGGACUGGUGUAAUUACACUGAAAUAUAUGGAGGUUUGCAAUAAAAUAUAUUUGUACUUUAA
Molecule: messenger RNA, 4686 nt
Organism: Trachemys scripta elegans
Lineage: Eukaryota; Metazoa; Chordata; Testudines; Emydidae
Gene: KLHL8
Product: kelch like family member 8
Exons: 11
Coding region: 414-2267 (617 amino acids)
Molecular function (GO): protein binding
Source: RefSeq, a predicted model, not a curated record